UGUAGACUUGUUUUAGAACGCUAUGAAAGCUGGGAAUUUCGACUGCUUCACGACUACAACAAAAGGACCUCACAUUGAAAAUGACAAGUAUCCUCCAGAAAGUUGACGCUGGAGUGGAUGGUUCGGUUUGUUGAGCAUCGAUCCUCGGAGCUGACUGACUGACGAUGGUUGGUUUUUCCAGCUCUGAUGUUCCCCCGCCGACCGCGGUCAAGGUCUUUUCAGCGGGAGCUGCUGGCUGUGUGGCUGAUCUGGUCACUUUUCCUCUGGACACAACCAAAGUCAGGCUGCAGAUUCAGGGUGAAUCCAAGUCCAUGCAACCAAGUCAGAGGGCAAAAUACAGAGGUGUGUUUGGUACCAUCUUCACCAUGGUGAAGACUGAAGGGCCAAGGAGCCUCUACAGUGGGCUGGUGGCAGGCCUGCACAGACAGAUGUGUUUCGCCUCAGUCCGCAUUGGCCUGUACGACACCAUGAAGCAGCUUUACACCAGGGGGUCAGACAAUGUUGGAAUCGGGACUCGACUGCUGGCCGGUUGCAGCACAGGAGCCAUGGCGGUGGCCUUCGCCCAGCCUACAGAUGUGGUAAAAGUGAGGUUCCAGGCUCAAGUCCGGCUGCCUGACAGUGGGUCUGUGAAACGAUACAGUGGCACUAUUAAUGCCUAUAAAACCAUUGCCAGGGAUGAGGGUAUAAAAGGACUCUGGAAAGGUUCUCUGCCAAAUAUAGCCCGUAAUGCCAUUGUAAACUGUUCAGAGCUGGUAACGUAUGACAUCAUAAAAGACCUCAUCCUGAAGUCCAACCUGAUGACAGACAAUAUGCCGUGUCACUUCACAGCAGGCUUUGCAGCAGGUUUCUGCACCACUAUUGUAGCAUCACCUGUGGAUGUAGUUAAAACACGCUACAUGAAUUCCGUGCCGGGGCAGUACAGUGGUUCUUUGAACUGUGCCUUCACCAUGUUGGUUAAAGAAGGACCCACAGCUUUUUAUAAGGGAUUUAUGCCAUCUUUUCUUCGCCUGGGGUCCUGGAACAUCGUGAUGUUUGUGAGCUACGAGCAGAUACAGAGAGGUGCGAUGAAGAUGUGGCAGUUCUUGGAGUCCUCCCAGUGAGCUCUCUGUCACACGGCAGCAUGCAGUCUGACUGGUAACACCGGCUGGUGUGCUGGCCCUCAGGGAAAAUACACAUGUGCCCCACGCCUUGUUUGAAAACAACUUACCAACUGAUAAUUACACCGACACACAGAGACAAAUCAGGUGUAAAUGGGGUGCAUUUAUUUCCAGUUCUGCAUUUAAACACCUAAACAUUCUAGUUGAUUGGGGUUUUUAUGGGCUAAUGUCAGGUUUCGGGUGAUUAUUUUCCCUUGACAGCUGUGAUGCCAGAACAGGGAUACAGAAUUGCCCUCCAGCUGCACAUGUGUGCAGUCACACUUUAUUAUACACAAUAGAUUCAACAAAAUCUGAUUUUCACCAAAUUUAAACUGGACAUGUUAAAGUACAGGAGCCACAACACUUCCAAAUUAAGCUAUUAGCAAAUGCAGAUAUCAUGUACAAAUUGGAAAAAAACUGCAUCUAUUCAGUAACAGGUACAGUAGUUGCAUCAAAAAAAACAUCUUGCGGAUUGUAAAGUGCAUAAAAUGGUGAUUCUGACAGGGCUGUGAAAACUGCGGAUCAGCAGGAUUCUUAUGGAGCUAAAU
This is a messenger RNA of Thalassophryne amazonica, 1684 nucleotides long. RefSeq names its product mitochondrial uncoupling protein 2-like. The transcript has 6 exons. Lineage: Eukaryota; Metazoa; Chordata; Actinopteri; Batrachoidiformes; Batrachoididae. The record is from RefSeq and is a predicted model, not a curated record. The coding region runs from base 165 to 1100 and encodes 311 amino acids. Gene Ontology annotation, cellular component: mitochondrial membrane. Gene Ontology annotation, biological process: mitochondrial transmembrane transport; adaptive thermogenesis; mitochondrial transport. Gene Ontology annotation, molecular function: oxidative phosphorylation uncoupler activity.